This is a messenger RNA of Pangasianodon hypophthalmus (striped catfish), 5733 nucleotides long. RefSeq names its product choline dehydrogenase (gene chdh). Bases 2362 to 4152 code for a protein of 596 amino acids. NCBI's taxonomy places the organism in Eukaryota, Metazoa, Chordata, Actinopteri, Siluriformes, Pangasiidae. The transcript has 9 exons. Gene Ontology annotation, cellular component: mitochondrial inner membrane. The record is from RefSeq and is a predicted model, not a curated record. Gene Ontology annotation, molecular function: choline dehydrogenase activity; flavin adenine dinucleotide binding.
UCAUUGCCACAGCUACCCAGUCCAAGACCAAAACUGUCUUAUGGUAAUCAUUUAUAAUGGAAUAGAUUAGACACAAAAAUAAUCCAGUUUAUUGUGAUUGGUUCACUGAAUUCCUGUUGUCAUUUCAUUUUCUAAGUAGUUCAGGGUCCAUAUGUGCCUCAACUUAAGCUUUAACUUGCAACUGCUUGAGGAAGGAUGUUCUCUGUAUUUGAUACAUACACUAUAUGGGCAAAAGUAUGUGGAUCUGACCAUCACACCUAUAUGUGGUUCUUCCCCAAACUGUUGCCACAAAGUUGGAAGCACACAAUUGUCUAGAAUGACUUUGUAUAUUGCAACAUUAGGAUUUUCCUUCACUGAAACUAAGGGGCCUAGCCCAAACCUGAUCUCAACCCCACUGAAGACUUUUGGGAUUAAUUGGAACACCAAUUUUACACCAGGCCUUCUGAUCUCAUUCCCCGACCUCCCUAAUGCGCUUAUGCCUGAACGGGCACAAAUCCUCACAGCCAAAUUCCAAAAUCUAGUGGAAAGCCUUCCCAGAAGAUUGGAGGCUGCUAUAGCAGCAAAGAGUGAACCACCUCCAUAUUAAUGCCCACGGUUUUAGAAAGAGAUGUCCAACAAUCAAACAGGGGUAUGAUGGUCAGGUGUCCAUAUACCAUUGGCCAUAUAGUGCAUCAUAAUUAAGGCAAAGCUGUUCUCCCUAAAAUAUUAAAUACUUUUUCAAUUUUGUCACUAAUUGCAUCUGAUUCAUCUUCACUAACUGGUUUAUACUGGUCAGGGUCACGGUGGAACUGUAGCCUAUUCCUGUAACAUUGAGUUUAAAGCAGGAGAAUUCACACCAGAUGGAAUGCCAGUCCAUUCACACACUAAUUCACACUAGGGGCAAUUUAGCAUAGCCAAAGAGCAUUGGCAAUUUAGCUAACCCUAACCCUAACUCUAACCUACCUGCAUGUUUUUGGACAGUGGGAGGAAACCCAAGCACAUUGCUUGUUGGGUUUCUUAUAUGGUUUUUAACCUGCACAUACCAGAGUGCUGAAUGACUGAGAUUAUCUAAAUGUAUGUAGUGAAGACUUUAUAUGUGCCAUAUGCAACAUGCAUAUUGUGAAGGUACCCGUUUGAAGCAACCAUCAAGGAGGAUGAGAAAACUACUCUUAACCUCAAUGCAUAGUUUCAUUUAAUAAUACUUAAAUUAUUAUUUAGUCCAGAUAUCAGAGUACUGCAUAUCUGUCCCAGCCUAGAACAAUUCUUCAUUACCAACAUCUUUCUGACCGGUCCAGCUCUAGACAAAGUUCAAAUGCUCACAACCUAAAGACUACCUGCAAGAGUUAUAAAAGGCUUCAGAGAACCUAAGACUGUUUCAUCGUAGAUUAUUUCAGCAUUCAUUUGAUUCAUUUGUACAGUAUAAACUAGUCUUAACACUGUAGCUACUCUGUAAGACACAUAAAACUGCAAACUUGAUCAAUGUGUUUGCGGUCAGCACUGAAGAAAUCUGUCCAGAUGGAAAACGAUAAUAAUUAGUAUUUAAUAAUUAAAAAAAAAAAAUUAAACAAACACACACAUUAUAUAUAUAUAAAAACUGAAAUAUAUAUAAACUGAAAUUUAAACCUUUUGGAGGCCUGGGUGAACUACAGGUAUGCAACGCUUUGAUAUUGCUUUAAAACUUUCAACCUUUCUCUCAGUCAGAACUGUAUUGGAACAUCAUGUCCAAAGUACAGCAAGAACUUACAAAUUACACAAACAGGAGCUAUGUCCAGAGUUAAGAAACCCAACCAGUUUGUGUAUUUAAGAAAGGUUACUGGAACAAAAACUAAACACCAUUGUUUGUAUACGUAUAGUUUUAACAAAGCUGAAUGGUUCAGUAAAUAGUGAGAUGCAAACUGAAGCUACAAUUCUUUAAAGCUAAAUGCAAACUCCAGAGUUUAGCAAACUCCACCAUCUAAAGUAUGUGCAUCUGUAUCUACUGGGAGGCUGUGCUUUAGAACGUCUUCAAGUCUUGAGAAGGACUACGCAUAAUAUGACGCCAAAUGGACAACAGCCUAUCGUUUGGAUUGACUCAAGCUGAGGAUGAUCAAUUAUGAAGACAGUGUGUAAAACACUGCACUGAGCAGCGCAGCUAAAAUAGACACGGUGCAGAAACGACCGCGGCGCUCCAGCUGUGCUCCUGCUCCUCCGCGUGCAGUGUGCACGCUCUAACCUGUUACAGUGGGCGUCGGAAAGGCACGCGCUGCUUCUGCUCUGCUCAUGCGCCCGGUGUGCUUCCUCUGCCUGUGACUCCGCCCCCUCUGACCAACAUACCGUAUUGCGUAGGAUAAAGUGACCAGUGCGCUUGGAGUAAUCGUAAAGGGUUCUGAAAACUGGUCUGUCAUGGUGCGUCCCCCCUUGUCUGCUUGGCUGGCUUUAGGACUUGCCAGAAAGGCAGCCUUCUCACAUUCCAGACACUACAAAGUCUCCUGCUAUAGCACCACUUCAUCUGAUCAGAAAACUCCAUCCUUCAGCUAUGUCAUCGUGGGGGCAGGCUCAGCAGGAUGUGUGCUGGCCAACCGCUUAUCAGAGAACCCAUCUGAGUCUGUCCUCCUCUUGGAGGCGGGGCCCAAGGACUUGCUGCUUGGGUGUACCCGCCUGUCUUGGAAGAUACACAUGCCAGCAGCACUGACCUACAACCUCUGUGAUGACAAGUACAACUGGUUCUACCACACACUGCCACAGGCAGGAAUGGACGGCCGGAUCUUGUACUGGCCUCGCGGCCGUGUCUGGGGUGGCUCGUCCUCGCUCAAUGCCAUGGUCUAUAUCCGUGGGCAUGCUGAGGACUACAACCGCUGGCACAAAGAAGGUGCUGAGGGCUGGGACUAUGAGCAUUGCCUGCCAUAUUUCAGGAAAGCCCAGACCCAUGAAUUGGGAGCGAACCAAUACCGGGGUGGCAGUGGACCCCUGCACGUUUCCAGAGGCAAAACUGAUCACCCUCUUCACCAUGCGUUUAUCGAGGCUGCUCAACAAGCUGGCUACCCCUUCACGAAGGACAUGAAUGGGUACCAGCAGGAAGGUGUUGGCUGGAUGGAUAUGACCAUUCACAAAGGCAAGAGAUGGAGCACAGCAAGUGCAUACUUGCGGCCUGCUCUAUCCAGACACAACCUGAAGGCGGAAGUGAGAUGUUUGACCACACGGAUCCUUUUUGAUGGGACUCGAGCAGUGGGAGUGGAGUACCAACAGAAUGGUCAGAUGAAGAAGGUAUUUGCUGAUAAGGAGGUCAUUGUCAGUGGCGGGGCCAUUAACUCCCCGCAGCUGCUUAUGUUGUCCGGGGUGGGAAAUGCCGAUGAUUUGCGCAAACUGGAAAUCCCCAUCGUGCAACACCUCCCAGGUGUGGGAAGUAAUCUCCAGGAUCAUUUGGAGUUGUAUGUCCAACAACAGUGCACUAAGCCUAUCACUCUGUACAAAGCUCAGAAACCAUUCCACAUGGUUAAGAUUGGCCUGGAGUGGCUUCUGCGCUUCACAGGUUAUGGUGCUACAGCUCAUCUGGAGAGCGGUGGUUUUAUUCGCAGUCGCCCUGGCGUCACUCAUCCUGACAUCCAGUUCCACUUCCUGCCAUCACAGGUUAUCGACCAUGGCCGUGUCAUGCCCAAACUCGAGGCUUACCAGGUACACGUUGGACCAGUGAGGAGUACAAGUGUUGGCUGGUUAAAACUGAAGAGCAGAAAUCCACUUGAUCACCCUUUGAUUGAACCAAAAUACCUCUCAACUGACAUUGAUGUUUGGGAGUUCCGGCAGUGUGUGAAGCUGUCACGUGAAAUCUUUGCCCAGCCAGCCUUUGAGCCAUUCCGGGGUGCUGAGCUGCAGCCUGGCAUCUCUGUCCGUUCUGAUGCUGAGAUUGACGCUUUCGUGCGGCAGAAAGCAGACAGUGCCUAUCACCCGUCCUGCACCUGCAAGAUGGGCCAAGCCACGGACCCAAUGGCUGUUGUGGACCACGAGACGCGUGUGCAUGGCCUGCAGGGACUCAGGGUGGUGGACGCCUCAAUCAUGCCCAGUAUAGUCAGUGGUAACCUCAAUGCCCCCACCAUCAUGAUUGCUGAGAAGGCCGCUGAUGCGAUCAAGGGGCUUCCCUCACUCCAAGAUCAGGGUGUCCCUGUUUACCAGCCAGCCAGUCUGGAGACGCAGAGAUGAGAGAGCCUGCUGGGAUAAAAGGGAGGAGGAUGUGGAGGAAUUUAUGUGAGUAUAUGCUAGGGGACAUACCGCUGUACUGGGAUGAGGGAAUCUAAAAUAGUCUUAACAUACUGACAUACUGAUAGAAAGAAGUUAUGUCUGGACACACACUGUCCUUUGACAUGCUACAUGAUUUUUAAAGCAGAGAAGCCUGUUUUUAAAUAACAAAUUCUAUAUUGCUCUGAUAAAUUACUGUAGGCUAAGAGUGAGCCUUUUAAUUCUGUUAUAAUAAAUAUUCAGUUUUUCAAACAAAAUAUUAAUAUUUGCACAGCUGCUACAGUCUUGUCAUAAGGAAGUACAAAGUUGUAAUCCGAUACUGUGAAAGGACCCCUAGUACACCAAGUUGCUUUGGAAAUGCCUUCAUAUUAAGUAGCAUUUUGUAUCAGUGAACAGUUGUACGAAUUGUGCCUCAGGUCACUUUCUGACCUUUUAUGCAGUACCUCAGGAACUUGAGUUCUUUCUUGAUUUUUAAAAAAAAUAUAUUAAUUAUAUUAUAUUAAAUAUAUUAAAAAUAUAUUAUAAUUAUAUAAUAUUUUUUAUAUUUUUAUAUAAUUAUAUAAUAAAAUAUAAUUAUAUCAAAUAUAUUAAUUAUAUUUUAAAAUAUGGAUUUUUUAAAUUAGUUCACUUAAUUACACUAUGUGAUGGUUCUUAAUUAUUCACUAUCAAGUCUCAGUGGACAUUCACACCUAUUAGCCUGUUUGCAGAUUCCAAAUCAGAGCGAAUUCGACACUUAUGGUUUGUUUACUAUUUAGUUUGAUUUGGUUUCACACUGCACAUAAUUAAAUCAACCAAAAAGCAAAAAACUUUGGCUGAGGUCUGUGUCGGGCUGAAAACAUACACGUUAAACUAUUUCAUUCCUUGGUCAGAAAUAUGCUGACCCCAGGGUUUGAUUCAAAUGGACUAAACACUGCAUAUGAAAUAUGCAUGAAUGCAUACUUAAUGUCUUAUUGCACAAACCCAUGAAGAAGCACAUUGUUAACAGUGGGGAUUUGGGGAUCGUAAGCUGUGAUAUGUCUAUAAAAAAAGGGAGCUGAAUUUUCUUCUACAAGAAUAAGCAUUACUGAUCUACUGUAAAAACAAUUACUCAUGUCUGUAAUUUAACAAAAAUAUGUCUUAAUGUCUUAAAUAUCAGUUGCACAACUGGAAUUAUGUGAGUCUAUAUGCAUUUAUACAUUUCUGCAUCAGUGCCUAACAAAGCAUAUGUAGAAUCUACAUUCUGGCAGUUCAGUGAAAUGAAAUGUGCAGGUUGGAGGCAAUGCAAACUUGUUCACUAGUCUAUUGGUUCAUGAUGUCUUGGUGACUACCAUAGAACUGAAUAUUUUUAAACGGUUUAUUUGGUUAGAAAAUAAUCCAGGCCAAGAACAAGAGAGAAAAGCUAAUGUACAAAAACAGAUUGUCCAUCGAUACAAAACUGGCAAUUCUGGGCAAUGAGCUACAGGCAGAUCUCAGAAUACUUCAAAUAAAUUGUUAUUGAACAAAGGGUACGAUGUCAUGUACACAAAAUCACUAUAUGAAAAUAAACCAUUUUAAUUAAAACCUUUA